AUGCCAGCUCCACACGGUGGUGAAUUGAAAGACCUACUCGCUCGCGAUGCUCCCAUCAAGAGCCAAUUGCUCCAAGAAGCGUCAGAAGCUUCUUUGAAAUGGAACUUGACCGGCAGACAGAUCUGUGAUCUAGAAUUGAUCCAAAACGGUGGGUUUUCACCGCUGUCUGGAUUCUUGAACCAGAAAGACUAUGAAAGCGUCGUUCACAACUCGAGAUUGACCAGUGGACUGGUGUGGACGAUCCCAAUCACCUUGGAUGUUGACGAAAAAUUCGCAGCAAAAUUAAAACCCGAUACCAGAGUUACUCUGCUGCAAGACGGCGAGAUUCCUGUCGCGAUUCUCACUGUCACUGAUGUUUACAAGCCAGACAAAAAAGUUGAAGCCAAACAGGUUUUCAGAGGCGACCCAGAGCAUCCUGCCGUGAAAUACUUGAACGAAAGUGCUGGGGAGUUUUACGUUGGUGGUGAAAUUCAAGCUAUCCAGAGUCCAGUCCACUACGACUACCCAGGUCUUCGCAAAACCCCAGCACAAUUGAGACUGGAAUUCGAAUCUAAAAACUGGGACCGUAUCGUGGCUUUCCAGACCCGUAACCCCAUGCACAGAGCUCACAGAGAGCUCACGGUGAGGGCCGCCAGAGAACAAAAUGCCAAAGUGUUGAUCCACCCAGUCGUGGGUUUGACCAAACCUGGGGACAUUGACCACCACACUCGUGUGCGUGUGUACCAAGAAAUCAUCAAAAGAUACCCUAACGGAAUGGCCCAGCUUUCGUUGCUGCCUUUGGCUAUGCGUAUGGGCGGUGACCGUGAAGCCGUCUGGCACGCAAUCAUCAGAAAGAACUACGGUGCCACUCAUUUCAUUGUAGGUAGAGACCAUGCUGGCCCUGGUAAAAACUCUGCAAAUGUGGACUUCUACGGGCCAUACGAUGCCCAGGAGCUUGUCGAAUCCUACAAGAACGAAUUGGAUAUCGAAGUUGUCCCUUUCAGAAUGGUGACUUAUUUGCCAGAAGAAAACCGCUACGCGCCAAUUGACCAAAUCGAUCUUUCCAAAACGGCUACCUUGAACAUUAGUGGUACCGAAUUGAGAAACCGUUUGAAAGCGGGCGGUCCCAUCCCAGAAUGGUUUUCCUACCCAGAAGUAGUCAAGAUUCUAAGAGAGUCUAGUCCCCCAAGACCAAAGCAAGGUUUUGCCAUCGUCUUGUCCAAGUCUUUGGCCAACAACAGUCAGCUAUCCAUCGCUCUGUUAUCUACAUUUCUACAAUUUGGUGGCGGCAGACACUACAAGGUUCUAGAGCACAAGAACGAUGUCAACGUAUUGGAAUUGAUUCCAGACUUCAUCAAAAGUGGAUCUGGUUUGAUUUUCACGGAAUUUGAUGGUGCCAAAACCGGUGAAAACGCCUACCUAGUUGGAGCCGACGACGGCGCCAAGAUCAAACUUGACAGCGACGACGAGUCCAUAUUGCAUAUUGUGCAAAAAGUGGUAUUGUUUUUGGAAGACAACGGAUUUUUCCAGUUCUAA
This is a messenger RNA of Lachancea meyersii CBS 8951, 1515 nucleotides long. The record is from the annotation of a GenBank genome assembly. Lineage: Eukaryota; Fungi; Ascomycota; Saccharomycetes; Saccharomycetales; Saccharomycetaceae.